AAUUGUGUCCUGCCACAUGGCUGUCUUCGACCAGGUUCUUCUUCCUUAUAAUUUUUCUGAUGAAAUUCUCACUCCUCCCUUGUCGUUCGUUUUUAAAGCACCAAUUAAUUGGUCAAUGUUUAUAACCUCUCUUUUCCUCCUUCUUCACCAUCAUCUUCUUCUUCAUCCAAUCCAUCGCAGCAAAAGAUGCUUCGCCCUAAUCUUCCUUUUCCUUUAAUCAUCACCUUCAUCUUCUGCUCAUGCUCGAUUCUUGAUGGCGUCGUUUCAGACCCACAGGCCAAUCUUUUGACCAGAGGAUGCAACCCGUACUACGAAUUUCUGGUGCCCAACGUCACCAUCUUCGGUGAAAAUAUAAACGCGACGUUGCGAGAUAUCAGAGAGCAGAUCAGUGACCAAAACAAGCACUUCGUCACAGCACAGCAAGCUGCCAAUGGUGGAAACACCGUCUCUACACUUUUUCAAUGUAGAAGCUAUCUCUCCACCGCCGACUGUGUCGCCUGCUUCGACAUGGCAGCCACUGACAUCCUCAGCUGUGCUGCCGGUGACCCUGGUGGCCGGGUUGUUUACGACGGCUGCUUCCUCAGGUACGACAUUAGUAGCGCGUUCUUUGGUGAUACAACACAGUCUAUCAACAGUGCAUCAUGUGGGAAUCAGACUACAACAGAUGAACCUGCUUCUGCAGUUACCUCAGCUGUUCAACAAAUUCUGAUGAAUCUCCAAACAGCAACCCCCACAAUCACUGGCUUCUCUGCUGCCACAAGGACGCAACUUCCUAAUAAUGGUUCAAUUAUUUAUGCAUUUGCUCAGUGUAUUGAGACUAUCGCACAAAGUAAGUGCGAGGAUUGCUUGGAUGCUCAGUACAAUAAUAUGCAGACUUGUCUUCCCAGUUCAGAUGGUAGGGCUUAUGCCAAUGGCUGCUUCUUGAGAUAUUCCAUCACUUCCUUCUUUCCUGAUAAUCAGACCAUUGAUAUUGCACCCUCCUCCAAGCAGCAAGGUUCAAGAAAUAAUAAGGGAGCCAUUAUAGGUGGUGUUGUUGGAAGCGUAGUAGCUCUUGCUUUGAUCUUUCUUGCAUUAUAUGUUUGGAUUAGACGAAUAAACGAACCUAAGAGGGUUCCUAGAGGUGAGAUAAUUGGAGGAAGCAAGUUGAAAGGCCCAACUAUUUAUAAUUAUACGGUCUUGAAGACUGCAACCAAGAAUUUCAGUGAAGAAAAUAAGCUGGGAGAAGGAGGGUUUGGUGUUGUAUAUAAGGGCACUUUGAAGAAUGGCAAAGGAAUUGCAGUGAAGAAAUUAACAUUUCGCCAGUUCAACAAGAUGGAGGAGGACUUUGAAAAUGAAGUGAAGCUUAUAAGUAAUGUUCAUCAUCGAAAUCUUGUUCGGCUCAUUGGAUAUUGUACUCAUGGCAAGAAUAGGAUCCUUGUUUAUGAAUACAUGAAAAAUAGCAGUCUUGACAUUUUCUUAUUUGGUAAAAUGAAAGGCCGCCUCAACUGGAAGCAACGAUAUGAUAUAAUUUUAGGCAUCGCAAGGGGUCUAGUCUACCUACAUGAGGAAUUCCACAUUUGUAUCAUACAUAGAGAUAUAAAACCUAACAAUGUUCUCUUGGAUGAUGAUCUUCAGCCAAAAAUUGCUGAUUUUGGAUUGGCAAGACUUCUACCAGAAGACAAGUCUCAUCUUAGCACCAAAUUUGCAGGAACAUUAGGAUACACAGCACCAGAGUAUAUAAUCCAUGGCCAAUUAUCCGAGAAGGCUGAUGUCUAUAGUUAUGGUGUUGUAAUCUUGGAGAUUAUUAGUGGCCAAGAAAGCAAGGCACUGGGAGUAUAUGGUGAUAUUGAAGGCGAAUUCCUCCUCCAAAAAGCUUGGAAGCUAUAUGGAAAAGGCAUGCAUGGGGAGCUAAUAGACAAGACCCUAGACCCUAUUGAUUAUGAUGUAGAAGAAGUAAAGAAAGUCAUUGAGGUUAGUUUGCUUUGCACCCAAGCAUCUGCUGAAAUAAGGCCAACAAUGUCCGAAGUUGUUGUCUUACUCCAAAACAAGGACUUGUUAGAGAAUAUGAAACCCACUAUGCCUGUCUUGAUUGAAACAAAUUAGAGCUUCCGCUUCUCCUAUUGCUUCCCCUUGUAUAUUACCGUCCGCAAUAUGCGAUGUAUAGGAAUCUGAAUUUAUGGGUGAUUUUGAGUUUUGAACACCAGAUAGAAAAAGUAAUGUGUAGAGGACGAAGGAGAAAACAGAAGAUGAUCGUCUUUCAUUCCAUUUUUUA
This is a messenger RNA of Neltuma alba, 2251 nucleotides long. Its product is annotated as cysteine-rich receptor-like protein kinase 2. The coding region runs from base 187 to 2082 and encodes 631 amino acids. The record is from RefSeq and is a predicted model, not a curated record. Gene Ontology annotation, molecular function: protein kinase activity; ATP binding. The transcript has 8 exons. Gene Ontology annotation, biological process: protein phosphorylation. NCBI's taxonomy places the organism in Eukaryota, Viridiplantae, Streptophyta, Magnoliopsida, Fabales, Fabaceae.